AUGAAAAUGAAGAACAAAUGGGACCAGUUAAAGAAGGAUUGGAAACUAUGGAAAGAACUGAAAAAGGAAGCAACAGGAAUGGGUUGGGAUCCAGUUAAGUGCACAAUAGAUUCACCAGAGGAAUGGUGGGCUGAGAAACUACAAGCAUUUCUGUCCGCAAAAAAAUUUAAAUCCGUGGGCAUUGAUCCAGUAAUAGAGGAAAAACUAGAUGGAAUGUUCAUUGGGGUUGUCGCUACAGGAACUCAUGCGUUCACCCCAAAUGAUAUAUGCCAUGUUCACACCGAUGUUCAAUCCACGAGUGUGCCCAAGUAUCCCAGAGUAGAAAAGAAGAACAAAGGGGUUGCUUUCAUUAAAGGAACUAUUGAUGCACUUGUUGAAACAUGCAAAGCUCGGUCUUCUUCCUCACAGGAUAGCUCAAUUGAUGAGUGUCUUCAAGUCCUCAAUACAUAUUCUGAUGUUAAGGCAGACGAUGAUGACUACAUUCAAUACAUGAAGGAUAGCAUUGGACUUCAGGAUUGCAUUGGAGCUAUUGAUGGGACACACGUUGAUGUGCGAGUUUGUAGUGAUGAAAAAGUUCCAUACAUCGGUCGAUGCGGCGCCCAAACACAAAAUGUUAUGGCUAUAUGUGAUUUUAAUAUGUGCUUUACUUUUUUCAUGGUUGGAUGGGAAGGAAGUGCCCAUCAUAGUCGUGUUUUCAAAUUGGAUACGGAGUUUGCCAUUUUAGAAGAUGAUUCAAUGCAAAUCCCACCUGAAGCACUUGAAUAUCAUGUGGGACGUUCAAUACAUGAAGAGUUUGGUUCAGAAGAUGCAUGCACUCGAGAGCGUGAAGGUGCAUCAGAGAUGGACAAUGAGCUCGAGAUAUUCAGGGAAGUCAGGGGAAAUGAUGUGCCAAUGUGGACUACCGUCAUUGCUUUUCAAAUAACGACAGACACAUAG
Phalaenopsis equestris is the source of this 936-nucleotide messenger RNA. RefSeq lists its product as uncharacterized. The record is from RefSeq and is a predicted model, not a curated record. The coding region runs from base 1 to 936 and encodes 311 amino acids. Lineage: Eukaryota; Viridiplantae; Streptophyta; Magnoliopsida; Asparagales; Orchidaceae. The transcript is spliced from 6 exons.